GAAGCUGCUGUCGUAUGCUUGCUGAUAUAUCGCUGUUUGGGUGCAGGAGACGGUAGUGGAGGUGACUACCGUCAGAGAAGAGAGGAUCCCGGGAAACUCUGAGGGACUACUUGUCGGUUUUCUCCUUCAAAGCUGCGCCUCUUCAGCGGUGCAAACGUUGGGUGGGCGGCGGAGAGGGUAAAGUUUGGAGAGAGCGAGAGUUCCUUUCUGCUACCAUAUACAUCCCGUGCAGCUAGGCAGCAGCAGCUGUGUGUGUCGUAUUUUGUCUAGUCGAGAGGUGAGCGCGUGGGUCAGCAGCAGCAGCAGCAGCAGCAGCAGCAGCAGCAGCAGCUAGGAAGCCACCUUCGCCGCGACAUGGAGCCUCCAGAAGGGAAUAGCGACGUUGACGUGGAGUGGCUGGACGGCCCUCUUCCAAACAAAGCGGGCGUCGCCGGGAGCGGCGCCGACAAUGAUGAUGGUGCGAAGAAAGCCGAAACCACUGCGCCAUGCCACGUUGCCAGCUACAGACGCAUGACGAGCAGCAGCAGUGUGUUCAACGGCGCCUCGCGGCACGUCCACCUCGUCGAAGGCUGCGCCGGUGGUGGGAUCCUGGACCACCGGUAUCAAGAGGGGGUGGUGGGUAGCAGUAGUGCGGCGGCGGCGACGGGCGGGACAUCUCGCCGCGUGCCCCUAGAAGAUAGGGGGUUCGAGUCAUCAACAUCAGCGGGAUCAUCAACCAGCAUUGACGCUAUGCCAGCUGCUGCUGGUCAUAGCGGGCCAAGCAAGGCAGCGGGCGGCUUCCUGUGCUACGAGUGCGGCCUGGCCUUCCACAGCGUGAAGGAGCUGCAGCUGCACAUGGUCAGGAAGACGGCUUGGUCGAACCAGGGCCUGGUCGGCAGCCGGGUCAGCUGCUUGGUGGACAACCGGGAAUGGCACGAAGGUCUUGUUACCCAGUACCACAAGUCGGGCAAGCACUGCGUGGAGUACCGGAGAUCGGGGGAGAAGCGCUGGGUGAACAUGCUCAAGUCGGCGUUCUACAUCGUCGAGCGCGCUCAGCCCACGGGCGGCGAGGUCAAGGAGAUGGAGUCAGACCCUACCGAGGGACUAGCACCGAUAGAGAAGUGGCACUACGAGGAGGACAUUUCGCCGGAGUUCUGCAUGGCGCUGUCGCUGCUGCACCGGGCCUACGGCUGCCGCGUCCAGGAGACGGGCCACAGGACGGUGGGGCAUACGUGUGUCACCGACAGGGAUAAGGUUGCGGCUAGAGAGGUCAAGGGAUCUCUGCUGUACGGCGAGCUUCUCCCCAGGGGUGUUAACAAGGCCAUGGGCCCGAGACAUCUCAACGCCGCGAAGGCCAGCACCAUCUACGACCUGGGCAUGGGCACCGGCAAGGUGGCGAUGCAGGUGUUCUUGCAGUUCCCCAACUUGACACGGGUGUACGGGAUCGAGCUUUCCCAAGCCCGCUUCGAGCUCGGGGAGGCGGCCCUGUUUGCGCUGAUGGAGUUGCAGCCCGGAGCGUACGCGAUAAAGAAGCACAUCCCGGGACAGUUUAUUUCGAUCGAGACGCUCGACCAAGACCACAAGCAGCAGCAGCUCUCUCUUGCUGAGGGCGACGGUUGGCGGGAAGGGGGGGCGGGGUGGGAGCACUUGUGCCGGGGCCCUCCGGGGAGAACGUUGGAGUUUGCGUGCGGAAAUUUGUUCGACGUGACCCACCUUGCGCAGGCGGACCUGGUGCUGUUGGAGACCGACGUUUCGUCGGACAUACACCCACAGCUGUCGCGGUUUUUGACCGGGAUGCGAAAGGGCUCGCACGCCCUGACGUACCUCGACCUCAGGAAGAUGUGGAGCAGCCUGCCCUUCCCUUACAGACAGGUGGAGGUGAACCGUUCGCUCUCCGACCGGUUCCCGACGUCGUGGUCGGUGCACCGCGGACACCACUUCUUCUUGUGGCAUAAGAUACUCCCGUCCUUGGAGGGUGCGUUGCAGCCGCAGCAGUCGGCGACGUCGGAAGAUGGCGAGGUUUUGACGGCCACCGGCGUAUCCGACAGGAGGCGAGACCGACAAGGCCACCCGCUGCAGCCGUUUUGCUCGAAAGGGAUUUCCGGCGUUGACGUUAAUGGGGUGGGUGGGCGCUCCGACAGCUUGCGGAGUGGUUCCUCUGGGUUUAGCCUUGGAGGGUCUUUUUUCGGAGUGGGGCUGGGGGGCGAAGGGAAGGGGCGCCGCGUACGGCAUCCGAAGUUUCGCUUGCCGUUCAUGUCGUGCCUGGGGCUGGGGCGGAGAACGCCUUCAGCAUCGUCGUCGGCGCGGCAAUCUUGCGAGAGGCCACGGGCGGCGCGGGCGGAAGAGGGGCUCGUUGCCGCAGCCGGCGGUGUGGAGGGAAAAGGGUGGGCGAGCCAUCGACGACCGCGGCAACGAGGGCGCCGGGAGGUCACAAGGAGCGCGAGUCGUGGCAGGAGCAGGAGCGUGGAGUGUCAGAUGCCGGUGGCGGCGGCGGCGGCAGCAGCAGCAGCAGCAGCAGCAGCAGCAGCAGCAGGCCGCCACCGCCGCCGCCACCCGGGGGCGGCAGUGUUGGAGAGGGAUAGCUUGAGGGGAGCUGGCGGGGGCAGCGAAGCUAGGAACCGUAAGGGGUCCCCCCCCCCGUGUGGUCAGCGCCAUCGGAGGGAUGACUCACGGCUGCAGUAAGCGACGGCGGUCAUCGCUGCUUGUUCUGGCCGGUGCCGUCUCCGAAAGAACGCCUUCUCGCGACAAUGCUAGCUGGUUGCUUCCUUCAAGGCAAUGCGUAGGGGGCGAGUUGCUGUACUCGCAGAGCUUUUCUUCUUUCGCCGAGCUUUCGUCAGCGUGCGGGGGCGGCGGGGGGGGUGGGGGGGGGACUAGAAUGACGGUUUCAACGCUUGGUGCAGCAUCUCGUUGUUUUCGGUUCAUGAAAUCAACAUCCACGGAUCAAAUACGAAGCGUUUUUUUUUUCAGUCGAUCGCAAGACUGCUGCCCGAUGCCUGUGUUCCUCUAAGACUGGUUCGGUUCAGGAUAACUGAGGUCGGUUGUAGUGUAUGUUGACGCCGGUAGACUGUCGCCUUUGCUGUCGUUGGCAGCAAAGACUUGUUGGCGGUUCCCGGAACAUCUUUGGCUGAGUCCCCCCCCCCCCGCUUCUCCGCGGUGCCGACCCCCUUCUGCUUCGUCAAAAUGUUACAUUUCUGAUUUCGUCAAAAUUUAACGCGUGUUGUUUCGUCAAUAUGAGACACCUUCUAUUUCGUCAGAAUAGUAACCGCCUUGGCGAUGAUGGCUGUAUCGAAAGAGGAUGUUGAGCUGCAAUGGCUUGCGAGGGAGGCCGGAGCACGCGGAUUGGACAAGCGGAAAGACAGUGUUAACGUUAGCGUUGAUGUGUCCAUUGCACGUCAAAAGGUUAAGUUUUACGGCGUGGUUAUGAGGGGAGUUUGAUUGGAGAGGGAAAACUAGCCAGACAUUAGGGAGAAAGAGCCAGCUAGAGGGGAGAGCUUUUAGGUUGCCCCCUUACGCCGACAUCGCAGCGACCCCUGUACGAGCCACCGUACGCGACAAGGCCGUAUGUGUGCUUCGCGAACCCCGUGUUUUUUGCUGGCGAUGUGGCCUUGGGACAGACGAAAAUUUGGCGAGAUUCGUUUGACCUUUGCGCGAAAGCGAGCCCCGCGCUGUUGCCCGGAGGGAGAAACGACCACAUGGCAGAGAGAGGGGUAAGCGGCACGACCCCGGCAGUGCAAACGGUCGAGAUUCCUUGGCGGAGAUUGAUGGAGGAGUCAGAGGGAGGUUAUUUGGUAGCCACGGGGAUAGGCGGGAGAGCGUUGUUUGAAUAGCGGCGUGGAGGGCGGACACAGGAUGGAUUUGCGGCUUGGGUGCUCCGGGUGUCCAGGAGUUGUUUGGAGAGGUGAGGUCCGGUGCUGCGUUUUUUGUCUCUGCUAUCUAGUUACGCGGAUUUAUUAUCACCCCCAUGCUUGGGGGCACCGCUGAUUCCUUGGUUGCCCCCCCCGGAUAUUGGAUUCCUCUGAAGGGGGGGAUGCGAACACCCUUCCGCGACUACGGCGGCGGCGGCGGCGGCGGCGGGGGCGGCUCCUUGUAAGCUGCGCUGCCGUUGCUGGCGUCUUGGCUAUCGACUUAUGUUAUUGAUGCCGCGAGACGGUACCGUGGGUGGGCCCUUGUUGCGGACGUCGUGACCGCGCGGUUCCUGUUCAAUAUUUUCAUGAGUGCUACUGUAUUCUUCUAGCGUUUUCGCCUGUGGCGCGCGUUUUUUUUCCUUUUUUCUCCCCUUUCUUAAAUCUUGCAUUUUUCGUUUGUGUCGUUUCACUUCGUGUGUCGUUGGCGACUUCCGUCAUCCCAUCCUCUAGCUGUAGUCCUGGAGUGGUGUUAUUUUUUUACGCGGCCCGUGACCCCGUGGCCUUUUCCUAUCCGGCUACGAUAUUCGCUGCGUGUGCUGCUUAUUGUUGUCGAUCGGCCUGCGCAUGAAGAGGGAGAGAGAGAGAGAGACGGGCCACAAGAAGUGGCCACCUGUUUUGAUUUGUUGUUUUUCUUUUGGCUGAAAUCACCCGAUGAUGUCACGGCUCUAGUCCUUUCACUUGCUUUCACCUAGACACACGUGUACACUUCGCCUUGAGAAACACAGAGGGCCGGUUUUCAUGUUUCGGUUGUCCCAUUUUUUUUUUUUUUUCGUGUAUGAUAUCGUCUGUCCUUGUAAGUUGAGAAAAGCUGUGUGUGUGGUUGAGUCUCCUUCUCUGAGUAGCGUGUCCCCCCUUCUCCCUCGAAAGAUUGGCUGGAUGCUUUGCCUGGCCAGAAGAGCAAAUUUCGUGGCAGCAGCAGCAGCAGCAGCAGCAGCAGCGGAGGCAGCUUUCGGUGCUGGGUUUGGCGUUCAAGGAGUUGGUACAGUGUUGGCAUGUAACAACGGGGGGCGGCGGGGGGGCAUUACGAUCCCGUAUGUGCCGUGGGUUAACGGCGUGGGGUAUCUACGUCAUAGAAGGGGUAGGGUAGACAAUUCCUGGCUCUUGCAGAGGUUGUGAGUGGCAUCAACUAUUAACAUGAUAACUCGUUGGGAAGGAACGGUCUGUCCCAUGGUCACGUCCCGAGGUAUGGUAAAGUAUGUCAUGUCCCGUUUUUUUUUUUUUCGUGGUGUUGGCGGAAGAACACGCCAGCGGAGGAAGGCCUAUGCCGACGGAGUGCAUACAUAUGUGAGUCUCGUUCGGCGUUUGUCGUUCUUGCUUUUCCAGGAGGACCGGUCGGACCAGGGGCGGAUGGGGGGGGUGUCCAUUGGCAUCUCUCCCCUUGUUUUGUAUGAGCUCUCGUCGUGUGGCUGGCGUAUCGUGUGGUGGUUGCUUGUUUAUUGUCAUCGCAUGUGGCUGUUGUUUAAGUUGAUGCGUUUCCGGAACUUGACCCCCCCCGCCGCUCCGCUCCGAGCCGCUCAAGAAAGGGAACGUUUCACACGCGAUGAUUGAGUUUGUUUCCGAGCUCCUCUGGUGUUGUUCUCGUCGUUCGUAUGGUUGUUGUUGUUGCUGCU
Molecule: messenger RNA, 5494 nt
Organism: Ectocarpus sp. CCAP 1310/34
Lineage: Eukaryota; Phaeophyceae; Ectocarpales; Ectocarpaceae
Source: the annotation of a GenBank genome assembly